AUGAUCACUUCUUAUUUCCACAGAAGACGCACAACAGUGGAGACAUACAGUGUAAUCAGGCCUCUGGCCAUCAGGAGUCCGAGAUGAUCCGCUUCACCUUAAUUGUGGGAUUCAUAUUCUGUCAGGUACAAGCUUGGUCUUAUCCUCGGAUAAAGGUAAACGACACAGAUCCAGUUGGAUCAAAUGUGGUCAUUAAUAGUGGAUCUCCUUUUGUCAUGACUUGUGAGGGAGAUGCUCCAGUGACUAUUAUACCUCGGCUAGCUGCACACAAACCUUUCAGCCAGUCUAAUGGGAACAGAUCCACCUUUACUGUGAAAAAAGCUACCACCAGUUUCACAGGCACUUAUAAGUGUCAGUACACUGGCAUGGAUUCCUCCAACUACUCAUCUGUGCACAUAUUCAUAAGAGAUUCAAAGUAUCUCUUUGAAACCACAAGCUAUCGUAUUAUCAAGAAUGAAGGAGAGGAUGUCCUCAUUCCCUGCCUCCUUACUGACCCUGAAGCCACUGAUAUGAGUUUACGCAUGCAGAAUGGCUCUGCAGCACCCUCCGACAUGAAUAUAACCACUGACCCCAAGAAAGGGAUAUGGAUUUGGAACCUCCAGUCUUGGUUCAGUUCAAAAUAUGUCUGCAGUGCCAGGAUAGGAGGAGUGGAGAAAGUGUCCCUACCAAUAAAUUUAAAAGUCACCAGAAGAGCCCGUUCUCCACCCUCUGUGAUUCUGGAAAGUGAUGAGUAUAUUCGAGUGGUUGGAGAGAGUUUAGAGAUUCCCUGUUUCACCAGCAACCAUAACUUCAACUACAAAAUCACCUGGAUGCACUCAUCACAUUCGUUACCAAACUCAGUGGACCAGUCUAGAUACAAUAACAAUAAAGUGCACAUCAAGAGUACGCUGACUCUGCCUGCAGUUAGCAUGCGUGACUCAGGUAACAUCACCUGUAUCGCAGCAAAUGAGGCUGGAGUCAACAGCUCCACCACACGUCUACUGGUUGUGGAUAAACCAUACCUUAAAAUGUCCCCCAAGCUGCCCGCCCAUAUAGCGCAUGAGGGUUUGUCUAUUGAUCUCCACAACGGGCAGGAUUUAGAGUUAGAAGUGUCAAUAGAGGCUUACCCACAAAUCACACACCAGCAGUGGACGGGACCAAAGUUUCCCAACAACUCAAACCAUAAAGUCUGGUUCUCCAGCAAUAAUAACAGGUACGAGGCAGUGCUGCUUCUGAAUAGAGUGAACUCUAAGGAAGAGGGUAGAUACACCUUCUAUGCCACCAGCCACAAGGUUAAUGCCUCCACAACAUUUAGCAUUCAUGUUUAUGAGGAAGCAGUUAUUGUGAGUAAAAGAAGGAAUGAGAGCUCCUUAAUAUGCACAGCAUCUGGUUACCCAGCUCCAAGCAUCCACUGGCUCCAGUGUCAAGGAACCAGGCCAACAUGUACAGACAAUUCCACAGAUGUGGAAGCUCGCCAGUUGAUGACACCUGAGACAGUGGUGGUGCAGAAUGAAGAGUUUGGACCAGUAAAGGUGGAAAGUAUUCUAACCAUCACCCCAUCCAAUCAUAAGAUGACUAUAGAGUGUGUGGCACAAAAUCUGGUUGGAAAAGACAGCGAUGCAUUCCCUAUAGACCCAAUUGAGAAACUGUUUACUGCAACAUUGAUUGGAGCCAUAAGUGUGAUGAUGUUCCUCCUUCUACUCCUCCUCAUCCUCAUGUACAAGUACAAACAGAAACCCAAGUAUGAGAUCCGGUGGAAGAUUAUUGAAGCCACAGACGGGAACAGUUACACAUUUAUCGAUCCCACUCAACUUCCUUAUAAUGAAAAAUGGGAAUUUCCAAGAGACAAGCUGAAAUUAGGGAAGAUUCUGGGCUCAGGGGCAUUUGGGAAAGUGGUAGAGGCUACAGCGUUUGGUCUGGGGAAGGAGGAUAACGUGACCCGUGUGGCUGUGAAAAUGCUCAAAGCCAGCGCACAUCUUGAUGAGAAGGAGGCUCUCAUGUCCGAACUGAAGAUUCUGAGUCAUCUUGGACAACACAAGAAUAUUGUCAACUUGCUGGGAGCCUGCACACAUGGAGGUCCUGUGCUGGUCAUCACUGAGUACUGCUGCCAUGGUGAUCUUCUGAACUUCCUGCGUAAUAAAGCGCAGGCCUUCAUAAACUGUGUGAUUACAAUCCCAGAGGACAGAAGCAACUAUAAAAAUGUCAUGGCCAACAAGAUGUUUUUUAGAAGUGACAGUGGGAUUUCCAGCACUUGUUCAGAUGCUUACCUGGACAUGAAGCCUCUGGUGACCAGAUCUCAGAUUUCACGCAUUUCUUCCUGCAAUCAAGAUGGAGAUUUCUUGGAUAUGGAUGACCUGCUCAUAUUCUCCUACCAGGUGGCUCAGGGACUCGAGUUCCUCACAUCUAAAAAUUGUAUUCACAGAGACGUCGCAGCCAGGAAUGUUCUUCUGACAGAUGGGCAUGUGGCAAAAAUCUGUGACUUUGGACUGGCCCGUGAUAUCAUGAAUGAUUCCAACUAUGUGGUCAAAGGAAACGCUCGUUUGCCAGUGAAGUGGAUGGCUCCUGAGAGUAUCUUCGAGUGUGUGUAUACAGUACAGAGCGAUGUUUGGUCCUACGGUAUUCUUCUGUGGGAGAUCUUCUCUCUGGGUCAAAGCCCAUAUCCAACCAUGCAGGUGGACUCCAAGUUCUAUAAGAUGAUAAAGUGUGGCUAUCAGAUGUCACGUCCUAACUUCGCCCCACCUGAGAUGUACACCAUCAUGAAAACGUGCUGGAACCUUGAACCCACCGAGCGGCCGAAUUUCAGCAAGAUCGUUCAGCUCAUCGAGAGGUUGCUGGGAGAAACACUGGAUCAGACUGAGUAUCAGAACGUGGUGACAGAAGAACUGGACACAGAGCAGCUGAAGGCCUGCGAUACCACCAAAAAUGAUGAAGAAUCAUGUGAGCAGGAGGAAGAUGAGCAGCCUCUGAUGAAGGCUAACAAUUAUCAGUUCUUCUAAGAUCUGAACUAUGCUCUCUGAAAACAAUGGCAGGAUAUAAAUCCUUUCCCAAAUCCAGCGUAAGGGUCAAAUUCUUCAGUAGCAUCUUUUGGAUUUAAAGUAAUGCCCCAGGCUUUUAAGAGAGAGAGAGAAAGAGAGACACUGUCCGAGUUGUUUCUUUGGUUAAAUAGCAGUUCCCUAUUUGAACGGAUGGAAAAAAGGCCAAUUCAGCAUUUCCAACCUUGCAGGCUUGCAAAGUUCACUUCCACAUUUGUCGCUAGUCUGUUCUUUUGAAAA
Messenger RNA from Hemibagrus wyckioides, 3251 nucleotides. RefSeq names its product macrophage colony-stimulating factor 1 receptor-like. The transcript has 21 exons. NCBI's taxonomy places the organism in Eukaryota, Metazoa, Chordata, Actinopteri, Siluriformes, Bagridae. Gene Ontology annotation, cellular component: CSF1-CSF1R complex; signaling receptor complex. The record is from RefSeq and is a predicted model, not a curated record. Gene Ontology annotation, molecular function: macrophage colony-stimulating factor receptor activity; cytokine binding; ATP binding. Gene Ontology annotation, biological process: positive regulation of kinase activity; protein phosphorylation; cell surface receptor protein tyrosine kinase signaling pathway. Bases 84 to 2975 code for a protein of 963 amino acids.